Penicillium maclennaniae is the source of this 1890-nucleotide messenger RNA. Its product is annotated as succinate dehydrogenase flavoprotein subunit. NCBI's taxonomy places the organism in Eukaryota, Fungi, Ascomycota, Eurotiomycetes, Eurotiales, Aspergillaceae. The record is from RefSeq and is a predicted model, not a curated record. The coding region runs from base 1 to 1890 and encodes 629 amino acids. The transcript has 8 exons. Gene Ontology annotation, molecular function: flavin adenine dinucleotide binding; electron transfer activity; succinate dehydrogenase (quinone) activity. Gene Ontology annotation, biological process: mitochondrial electron transport, succinate to ubiquinone; tricarboxylic acid cycle.
AUGAGCUCUAUGAGCUUGCGGAGCCUUGCUCCUGCCUCCAAGGUUUCUCGGAUCUUGAACAGCCAGAGACGCCUUUUCUCUUCUUCUCGGCCCGCCGCCAAGAUCUGGUCCAACGGACCGCUGCGCGCCAAGGAGUCCAAUAGUUACAUCUGGGACAAGUACCCCGUGAUUGAUCACGAGUACGAUGCCGUUGUUGUCGGUGCCGGUGGUGCCGGUCUGCGUGCCGCCUUCGGUCUGGCCGAGGCUGGCUUCAACACUGCCUGUGUUUCCAAGCUGUUCCCUACUCGCUCUCACACUGUCGCUGCCCAGGGUGGUAUCAACGCUGCUCUUGGAAACAUGCACGAGGAUGACUGGAGAUGGCACAUGUACGAUACCGUGAAGGGUUCAGAUUGGCUCGGUGACCAGGAUGCGAUUCACUACAUGACCCGUGAGGCUCCCGCCUCUGUCCGUGAGCUCGAGGGCUACGGUUGUCCCUUCUCCCGUACCGAGGAUGGCCGCAUCUACCAGCGUGCCUUCGGUGGUCAGUCCAAGGAGUUCGGCAAGGGUGGCCAGGCCUACCGUUGCUGUGCCGCCGCUGACCGUACCGGCCACGCCCUGCUUCACACCCUCUACGGCCAGUCUUUGCGCCACAACACCAACUACUUCAUCGAGUACUUCGCCCUCGAUCUCCUGAUGGAGGAUGGUGAGUGCCGCGGUAUCAUCGCCUACAACCAGGAGGACGGUACCCUGCACCGCUUCAAGGCUCACCACACCGUUCUGGCCACCGGUGGUUACGGACGUGCCUACUUCUCUUGCACUUCCGCUCACACUUGCACUGGUGAUGGUAUGGCCAUGGUUGCCCGUGCUGGUCUCCCCAACCAGGAUCUGGAGUUCGUUCAGUUCCACCCCACUGGUAUCUACGGUGCCGGCUGCCUGAUCACCGAGGGUUCCCGUGGUGAGGGUGGUUAUCUGCUCAACUCUGAGGGUGAGCGUUUCAUGGAGCGUUACGCUCCUACCGCCAAGGAUCUGGCUUCGCGUGAUGUUGUCUCCCGUUCCAUGACUCUCGAAAUCCGUGAGGGCCGUGGUGUCGGACCCGAGAAGGACCACAUCUACCUCCAGUUGAGCCACUUGCCCGCCGAGCUGCUCCACGAGCGUCUUCCCGGUAUUUCCGAGACUGCCUCCAUUUUCGCCGGUGUCGACGUGACCAAGCAGCCUAUCCCCGUCUUGCCCACCGUCCACUACAACAUGGGUGGUAUUCCUACCAAGUACACCGGUGAGGUCCUCAACGUCGACGAGAACGGCAACGACAAGGUUGUUCCCGGUCUGUUCGCCUGCGGUGAGGCCGCCUGUGUGUCCGUCCACGGUGCCAACCGCCUGGGUGCCAACUCCCUGCUCGAUCUGAUUGUCUUUGAUUUCCACCCCGGCAAGCCCCACAAGGAGCUGGCCGCCGAUGCCGGUGCUCAGUCCAUCAAGGACCUCGACUUCGCCCGCAACGCCAAUGGCACCAAGUCCACCCACGAGAUCCGCAGCGCCAUGCAGAAGGCCAUGCAGACUGAUGUUUCAGUGUUCCGUACCCAGGAGUCUUUGGACGAGGGUGUCAAGAAGGUCGCUGAGGUCGACACCUGGUACGACCAGGUCAAGACCAAGGAUCGCAGCAUGAUCUGGAACUCCGAUCUCGUUGAGACCCUUGAGCUCCGCAACUUGUUGACUUGCGCUACCCAAACCGCCGUCGCUGCCGCCAACCGUAAGGAGACUACCCCCGAGCGUGACGACAAGGAGUGGAUGAAGCACACCCUCACCUGGCAGAAGGAGGCCCACGGCAAGGUCGACCUCUCUUACCGUGCCGUUGAGGCCAACACUCUGGAUGAGAACGAGUGCAAGCCUGUGCCGCCGUUCAAGCGUACCUACUAA